GCUUCCCCUCUGUGAAAUCUACAUAUAAAAAAAUAUUUAUAUUAUUUAUUUUGUUAAAGGGUGUUAUUUGUAGCAUGAGAAGGUACAGAAUGAUGUUGGAAAUUAAGUGACCACCGUCCAAAACAGAUUUAGGGGGAAAAUAACCACACAACACAAUAAUGACUUCUAGUAGAUUAGACCGGCUUUUCCUCCUUCUGGAAACAGGCAGUUCCUCUAUAACCAGGUCUGCUGCUGCCAAACAGCUGGGGGAAGUGCAGAGGUUGCAUCCUCACGAACUAAACACAUUGCUAUCCAGAACCACUACUUAUUUAAAAUCCGCAGAUUGGGAGACUCGUAUAGCGGCUGCUGAGGCGGUCAGGGCCAUCGUUAGCAAUGUCCCCCAAUGGAAACCGCAGGGGGUCAACGUCAAACCAGAAGACGGGAACCAGGUGCAGUCUCUGUCGUGCGUGGGAAGGUUGCGAUUCGAACAUUUUGAUAUGGCCAAGGUUUUGGCGAAUAGCACCCACCUGAUGGCUUCGGAAGGCAAAGAGUUCGAUUUGGAAGAGGAUUCAUCGCUAGGCAUAGACAAUAAAGAGAGGAUGGCCAAACAAAGACAAAUGCUCAACGCUAGGCUAGGUUUAGACGUAGCGGCGAAAUUAGGGAUGGAUACGUCGUCUUUAUUCAGUAACGAGGACUUGGUCGCUAAUAACGGGAAGCCUGAGAUCUCUUCGAAUAUUGUAGACUUAAGGAAAAACGUUAGAGAAGUGAUAUCUCCUAACGAGGGACUGAGUUCCAGGGAGAUGAAUCGGGCCAAGAGGAAAGCGCGGCAGGCCGUGAACAAACAGAGGUCCCGAGAGGCCAUGGAAGACACUAACGGAGAAGAAAUAGAGAAGAAAAGAAUUAAGACUGACGUUAAAGAAGAGUAUAUUAUACAGUACGAUUUGGAGGCUGGAGAUGCUGGCGACUGGCCCCUGGAAUGGUUCUGCGACCAGCUCAGUCAGGAUCUCUUCAGUUCUUGCUGGGAGACGAGACACGGGGCCGCGACUGCACUCCGCGAAGUGUUGACUGUACAAGGCGACGGAGCUGGACGGGCCACGUACAUACCCUCGUGUCAGAUGGAAACUUACCAUCAGAUCUGGCUGGAGGACAUGUCCAUAAGACUAUUGUGCGUCCUCGCUUUAGACAGAUUCGGCGACUUCGUCUCCGAUGCCGUUGUCGCUCCGGUGAGGGAAACGUGCGCCCAAGCGUUGUGCGGUGUGCUGAAAUUGAUGAACGUGCCGGCCUGCAACGGGGUGCUGAAAAUCCUGCUGCAGCUGCUGGAUCACCAGGAAUGGGAGGCGCGACACGGCGGUCUGCUGGGUUUGAAGUACCUGCUGGCGGUGAGGGAGGACAUGAUAGACGUUUACCUGCCCGAGAGUUUCCCCUUCAUCUUACAGGGUUUAUCGGACGCUGUGGACGACGUCAGUGCCGUGGCCGCCUCGGCUUUGAUCCCCGUUGCCGAGAAACUCACCAAACUCGUACCCGGUUCCGUCCCCCUCGUCGUCACCAAACUCUGGGACCUCCUGUCCGAGCAGGACGAACUGGCGGCAGCCUGCAACAGCUUCAUGGGCCUCCUAGCCGCCAUCUUGAACCUACCGCAGGCCCAGGCGUUGCUACCGCCGCAACCCUUGAAUGAGGUGGUCCCGAGGCUGUGGCCUUUCCUGUCGCACAGCACGUCUUCGGUGAGAAAAGCCACCUUGCAGACCUUGGGGACCCUGACGGAGAAGCCCAAGGACGGCACGUGUCUCCUGUGGGACGCGCAACUGCUGCAGGACGCCAUGCGCCACGUCUACCAGAGGGUGCUGGUGGAGCCCAAUAGGGACGUGCGGGACGUGGCCGAGAAGGUGUGGAGUAAUCUGGUGAGGAACUCGGGGCUGGUGGAGUUGUUGCACGCCGCCUGUCCCUUCAUAACCGUGUGGUUGUUCCUGGGGAUGCAGCCGGUGAGGGUGCCGUUCGACGCCAACCUCCUCAUCCUGGCCAAGUCGCACGGCCACAAGAAGAAAGGGGGGAUCGACGGGUUGCAGAAUUUCGAUCACACGGUCGUUCCUCCCAAGUUGUACAUUGCCGGUAGCGAGACCACCCCAGUAGCCGUCCGCGAACUGAACGCCAUGCAGGUGCGCUGCAUGGCGGCGCGUAUGCUCGGCCUCCUCUCCUGCUUCAUAAUCAAACCGGCCCCCGGCGUCGAUUACUCGGCCGAUCUAGAAAAACCCGUAGACUGCUACGUCAAGGUCCUCCUCGUCCACCUCAACUCCAAAUCCGCCCUGCAGCGCAUGAUGACAGGCCUGGUGGUGGCGGAGUGGGCCCGGCUCAACGACCAACCUCAAGACUGCCCCGAGGCGCUCAAGCAGCGCCUCCACACCUGCCUGAACGAGUGCGUGUACUUCGACGAGAUCGCGCACAGCUUCACCCGCCUCGCUCAAGAAACCAGGGAUUUCGUGGCUACGCUGAAGCACUACAAGGUGCCGAUAAACAUACAGAACGACAGCGUGUUCACGCUGCAGCACAUCGAGCAGUUGACGGGGGCGGAGACGCAGCAGGUCCUGGUCAAGUUCAAGCUGAAAACGAAGAUACAGGAGAGCCUGGAGGAGAGGAGGAGGAGCAUCCAGGGGUCCGCCACGCAGACGAGCAACGAUCAGCUGAUGCUCAGCGUCAGCACUUUAGCUGCGCUUUCUGGUGCCAUCGUGAUGUUCCGAGCCCUCCCCGACAAGCUGACGCCCGUCGUCAAACCGUUGAUGGAAUCCGUGCGUCGCGAGAACGACGAGAACCUGCAGAGAAUCGCUGCCCAGCACCUUGCCAUCCUGUUAGACCAGUGCAGGGGCCGCACGCCUUGCCCGAACGACAAAAUAAUAGCGAACCUCUGUACGUUCCUGCGGUGCGACCCCGAGUUCACGCCCGUCGUACACAAAAAUCACGGGGAGCACAGCAAAGACAUGCACAAUAAACCGGGGAAUUAUAACGGCAUCGUGACUCUCAAUAAUCAACAGAGAAACGCGGAACGGGCGGUGUUCAAACGAUCCAAUAGCACGGGGAGGGGUCCCGGUAGGCCCCCGGCCAUGGAUAUACCCUUGGAGGAGCUCCUGAAAGAAGAAGAUGAUUCGCAGAGGAUAAACGGCAUUCAACGUCGGGGCGCCACUUUGGCUCUGACCGCCAUCACGGAGCAUUUCGGUGCGGAACUCCCCAGCAAAGCUCCGAAACUGUGGGAGUUUAUAGUCGGGCAGCUGUCCGAGGCCAUAGAUCCGUACAAUUUCGACUCGAACGUUUUGUACAACAGAGAGGGCCAAGCGGAACAGCUAGUUUGGGCGCUGCAAGUACUCGAAGUCAACAGCGCCAGCCUACACAAGUCCCUCCUACCCGAAGUGAUGAACAGGAGCUUAGUGAGGCUAUGCGUGUUGCUGUCGCACCCUUACCGCGCCGUCAGACACUUAGCCGCGCGCUGCCUCGCCGCUUUCGCCAAGUUGGAUUCCGUGAAAGUAAUGGAACUGAUCGUUAGCAUAGUGCUGCCCAAACUGGGCGCCACCGACUGUGAUAUAGACAGGCAGGGGGCCGUGGAAGCCGUCGCUUGCAUCGUGGAGGCCCUCCAGUUCGACAUCAUACCCUACGUGGUCCUGCUGGUGGUUCCGUUGCUCGGCCGCAUGUCGGAUCAGAACAUGUGCGUGCGUCUCAUGGGGACCUACAGCUUCGCUACACUAGUCCAAUUGAUGCCGUUGGACGGGGGCGUACCCGAGCCCCCGACGCUUCAAGGCAGCUCCCUCAACGAGAGACGCAUCAAGGAGAGGGAGUUCUUGCAGCAGCUGCUCACGCCGUCCACCAUUCCGGAUUACGUGGUGCCGGUGCCGAUCGCGGCCCAGCUGAGGAGCUACCAGCAGGCGGGCGUGAAUUGGCUGGCUUUCCUCAACAAGUACAAGUUGCACGGGAUACUCUGCGACGAUAUGGGGCUGGGGAAGACGUUGCAGAGCAUCUGUAUCCUGGCGGGGGAUCAGUAUUACAGGGACCAGAAGUACAGGGAGACCAAGUCGCCGGACUGCGCUCCCCUGCCGUCGUUGGUCGUCUGCCCGCCUACUUUGACAGGCCACUGGGUAUACGAAGUCGAGAAGUUCCUGAACCAGAAGUACCUGCGUCCGCUACAGUACAACGGCUCUCCCACCGAACGGGAGAAACUGCGCCACAAAUUCAAAAAGUAUAAUCUCAUCGUCGCAUCCUACGACAUCGUCCGCAAGGACAUCUCCUUCUUUGCCAACAUCAAGUGGAACUACGUCAUCUUGGACGAGGGCCACAUCAUCAAGAACGGCAAGACGAGGACGAGCAUAGCCAUCAAAGCCCUCGUCGCCAACCACAGACUGAUCCUCAGCGGAACGCCCAUCCAAAAUAACGUCCUCGAGCUGUGGAGUCUGUUCGAUUUCCUCAUGCCCGGUUUCCUCGGUACGGAGAAACAGUUCACCGCUAGAUAUUCCAGGCCGAUUUUGGCCAGUCGCGAUCCCAAGUGUUCGCCGAAAGACCAGGAGGCCGGGGUGUUGGCCAUGGAGGCGCUGCACCGGCAGGUGUUGCCGUUCUUGUUGAGGAGAAUGAAGGAGGACGUGUUGGACGACCUGCCUCCGAAGAUUACGCAAGAUUACUACUGCGAAUUGAGUCCGUUGCAGGAGCAACUGUACGAAGACUUCUCCAAGUCGCAGGCCCAUCAAACUUUGCAGGAGUCUAUUUCUUCUGGAGCGACAGUGAGUUCCAUGCAGGGCAACACGCAUAUAUUCCAGGCCCUAAGGUACCUGCAGAACGUCUGCAACCAUCCCAAACUAGUUCUUAACCCGUCCCACCCGCAGUACCAGCAGAUCGUGGCGCAGCUGCAGCAGCAAAAUUCCAAACUGGAGGAUAUCCAUCAUUCCGCAAAACUUCCUGCUUUACAACAACUUUUGCAAGAUUGUGGCAUAGGCAUAACGGAAAGCAUCUACAAGGAGUCCACGGUAGUCAACCAGCACAGGGCCCUGGUCUUCUGCCAGCUCAAGGCCAUGCUGGACAUCAUAGAGAAGGACCUAUUCAAGAAGCACAUGCCCAGCGUCACGUACCUGAGACUGGACGGCUCGGUUCCCGCCGGUCAACGCCACACGGUUGUUACAAGGUUCAACAACGAUCCCUCCAUCGACGUCCUCCUCCUUACGACCCAAGUCGGGGGCUUGGGUCUCAACCUGACGGGGGCGGACACCGUCAUCUUCGUCGAACACGACUGGAACCCCAUGAAGGACCUUCAGGCCAUGGACAGGGCACACCGCAUCGGCCAGAGGAAGGUCGUCAACGUUUACAGGCUGAUCACCAGGGCCACCUUGGAGGAGAAGAUAAUGGGAUUGCAGAAAUUCAAGGUGCAGACGGCCAACACUGUGAUCAGCGGGGAGAACAGCCAGUUGGAGACGAUGGGCACGGACCAGUUGCUGGACCUGUUCUCGCACAAGCCAGGCUGGAGCGGGGACGGCGGUUCGUCGUCCAGGUCGAACGGGGGAGUGCGUGCCAUUCUGGAGUCGUUGCCCGAGUUGUGGGACUCGCGGCAGUACGAGAACGAGUACGAUCUGUCCCAGUUCCUCACCAAACUGCAGUAGAAAGAUACCACCACAUCGUCGGAGAGCAAUAAUAUAUCUGUAAGUAAAGUUAUGAUUGUCACACGAUUAGAGAAAACUACCAAACCAAAGAAUUUUUCUAUUUAUUUAUAUCUUAAAUAACCAUAUUACCUACCUUGUAGAUGUGUUAUUAUUUUAUUAUCCCGUUGUAAGAAUAAAAUUCUGGGUAAUCUGUAACAUGGUAGUUUUUUUUUGAAAUGGGAAAAGAAUCGUUUCCAAAUUAAAUUACAUUCAAUUAUCGUUUGUCGAGGACAAGAUUUUACAUUCUUCUUCUCAUUUCUAUGCUGCAUUGUUGAAAAUAGUAUCGUUUAUGUAUGAAAUGUCCACUUUAUUUCGGAUAGUAUUAAUUUGUGAAAGUUAAUGUUUGA
Molecule: messenger RNA, 5986 nt
Organism: Anoplophora glabripennis (Asian longhorned beetle)
Lineage: Eukaryota; Metazoa; Arthropoda; Insecta; Coleoptera; Cerambycidae
Gene: Hel89B
Product: TATA-binding protein-associated factor 172
Exons: 17
Coding region: 159-5600 (1813 amino acids)
Molecular function (GO): DNA binding; ATP binding; TBP-class protein binding
Source: RefSeq, a predicted model, not a curated record